Messenger RNA from Aspergillus chevalieri, 1449 nucleotides. RefSeq names its product putative proline utilization protein PrnX-like. The coding region runs from base 1 to 1449 and encodes 482 amino acids. The record is from RefSeq and is a predicted model, not a curated record. Lineage: Eukaryota; Fungi; Ascomycota; Eurotiomycetes; Eurotiales; Aspergillaceae. The transcript has a single exon. Gene Ontology annotation, cellular component: cytoplasm.
AUGCCGCUUACUAUCCUUUCACAAGCGCAGUUGCGAUCUCUGCUGCUGUCGCUGACUCGCGAAGAGAUCAUUGAGCUGCAGCACAAGCUUGCAGAGUCAUUGCGUGAAUACAGUACCGGAUCCCAAGAGCAGGGCUGUUCAUCAUCCUAUCAGCCACCGAGAACUGCGAUUACUCGAGCCAAUGGCUGUACGACACUGUUUAUGCCUGCGAGCACCGGCCAGACGAUCGGGAUGAAAAUGAUUUCACUAGACGACGCAGAUAAGGCGGGAUGUGCGGUGGAGAGCGGCUUGGAAACUUCCGAAAACGAAAAGGCCUCGACUCGGUCCCGGUCGCGCGCCGGUAGAGGCUCCAUGGGUUCUACUUCUCAAUCGUCCGACACGGAUGCUCACUCGAUUGCAUCGUCGCAGGAUGAAGAUGACGGCGACAGUAGCAACGAGAAUGACACUAAUGGCUCGUCGAGCGGGCCGAGUCUCCGGUCGUCGAUACAGUCAGGAACCGUCAACCAGCAGCCCAUCCCGCCUAAUGUGUCGGAGACGUUGGGAGCGUGGCCUGGGGCUGGUACCCGCGACACUUCACCACAAGGUAGUGUGACGUUGUUGGACGAAGAGAGUCUGCCGUUUGGAUUGAUCAAUGCACAUGAAUUGACGCCCUUCCGCACGGCGCUGACGGCGCUCAUGCUCUUCAACAAGCGGAACCGGGUGCGCACGCUGACUAUUUUCGGGGCCGGCAAGCAGGCUUACUGGCACAUUCGACUGGCGCUGACCCUGCGCGGAUCUGAGAUCAAGAAGGUGUACAUAAUCAACCGGUCGUUUGAUCGAGCGGCUAGGCUCCUUCGGGACAUUUACUCUCCAGAAAAUGCUAGCUGGCGCGGGGACGUCAAGUUUUCGGCCGUCAGCAGUGAGUUUGGCAACUAUACUCGCAUUGUCGGGGACGCCGUUAACAAGGCCGAUGCCAUCUUCUGCUGCACUCCGUCCAUCCAGCCUCUGUUCCCGGCCGAGCUGCUCACUUCCAACGAAGGUCGUCGCAAGGGCCGGUUCGUCAGCGCGAUUGGAUCGUACAAAGCACACAUGGCAGAAUUGCACCCGGACAUCCUGCGUGACGAGGUAACGGUGCACACGUCACAUCGCCAUUUCCGCAGGCACGCCAAACGCAGCGGAGUCGUGGUGGUCGACAGUCUCGAUGCCGCGCUCAAGGAAGCCGGCGAGCUCAUCCAGGCGGAUGUCAAGCCACACCAGGCCGUCGAACUGGGCGAACUGCUCAUGGUGCGCGAGGCGUCUCGUCAGGACACGGGCGGCAAGGACGAUACUAAAAGUCUGCGCGAAUGGCUAGAACGGGGCAAUGUGAUCUACAAGAGUGUGGGAUUGGGAUUGAUGGAUUUGGUAACGGGAGGCGAUCUGAUCCGACUGGCUCGUGAGAGGAAUUUGGGGACUACAGUGGAGGAGUUUUAG